GGGACGAAUUAAUUGAAUAUUAACAAUAAUGCAAACGGAAUCGCUGAACAAAACUUGGAGUGAUGAUAAGCUCAAGGUUCGGGAUGGAAAACUAAGAAGACCAAGCAACAAUCAUCAUGUGGUCCCUCUGGGCAUACUUGUUGUGCUUUCUACCAUAUAUCUAAUGAUCGCUGGACUCCAGAUUAACUAUGUCUACUACUUCAAAUCUGGCGUUGAUGCCGUCGAAAUUUCCAAGCAAAGUGAUUCGCAAGAGCCCUAUGUUUUUCCACCCGAGGAAAGGAAUUUUGAAGAGCCGCCGUUGUGCCGAAAACUUGAAAUAUUCUCAAUCCAAGAACAGACUUCUCGUCGCUCGUCUAAAAGGCAAAAAUUAAAAAUUUUAAAAAAUGGGAAUGGUCUUGCGACUGGUUCAAGGCCAAGCAAAACUUUGGCGGCACACAGAAAGAGGGAUAUUGCCAAAAAGUCAAAUACAGCAGAACCGAUUAUCUAUUUAUUUGCUUUAGUAUUUAUUUAUCUCUUGCUAAAAGCCGCAUCUGACAUCAAUCAGCAUUACAAAUCGAGCAAGGGGGAUAAGAGAUUGCGUCGUUGUUCCCUGCAAUCCUAUGCACAGAAAGACCAGAGAAGCGCUCACUUGGAUCGGCGGGCAUCUAAAGUUGCUCCGCUGCAAAGUAGACAGCACAUUUUUUCAGAAGUCCGCUCGGUAUCUCUGGAUCGGUGUAAACAAGAAAAUGGUGCAUCGCUCAAGAUACGAAAGCAGAUCUCAAUUGGUGAUGCAUCGAGGACUUAUCAAGCGCCAAACAAAUAUCCUACUGAGUUGCAAAGAGGUCGCCGCUUAUCGGUUCCAAUCAGCAUUAACUAUCAGACCAUAAACAUGUCGCCAAUUGUCCAUCCCGAGCUUGCCCGUCGCGGCUCCGUUAUAAGUCUUGGCAGUCUGCAAGACAUAAACACAACGAUACCGGGCACGAUUUCGACCUCAACGCCAGAUGCCAAGCGGCGAGUUCGCAUGAUAAACCGUCAUUAAACCGUCAGGGAUGAGUGAGAAAGUAAAAAAGAAUGCAAUUUAACGAAUUUAAAUCUCAAAACUCGAAUGCCAAAAAUGAAAUGUUGAACAUAUCUAGUUUACGUUUUUGUUUUCGUUGCUUUUAAUUAAUAAGUGUAAUAUAAUUACUAAGGCAUUUUUUGCAGAAAUACGAAACGAAAUACGUUAUUAUUAUAGCACGCUCAUGCAAUUAUUAAAUUAUAAUAUACACACAUUUAAUUAAUUGCACAGAUGAGCCGUAUUAACCAGAACUACUUCUAAUAUUCUACUUAAGGCAAGAUUUAAAACAAUCUUAGUCUACGUUAAUCGCUUGGUUUUGUUUGGAAUUCGGUUGGCAAAUUCCAAAAACAGGUGAUAUACACUUACAAUUACAAAUAAAAUUAAAGUUUUAUUAAUAGUUAAUAUUAAUGCUAAAUAUACAUAUUAUUCAUCUGCGCAGGUUUUGUAA
Molecule: messenger RNA, 1484 nt
Organism: Drosophila sulfurigaster albostrigata
Lineage: Eukaryota; Metazoa; Arthropoda; Insecta; Diptera; Drosophilidae
Exons: 4
Coding region: 29-1018 (329 amino acids)
Source: RefSeq, a predicted model, not a curated record